CCUCCUUGUCCUUCUCCCUCCUGCUGUACAUUGCUGACAUCUCCUCCACCAUGUCGUUCUCUGAAGCAGAGGUACAAAGUGCCCGCAGUGCCUGGGAGAAGAUGUACGUGGAUGCUGAGGAAAAUGGGACAGCUGUGCUAGUCAGGAUGUUUACCGAGCAUCCAGACACCAAGUCCUACUUCACACACUUCAAAGGCAUGGACUCUGCCGAAGAGAUGAAACAGUCGGAUCAGAUCAGAGGCCAUGGCAAGAGGGUUUUCACUGCCAUCAAUGACAUGGUGCAACACCUGGACAACUCCGAGGCUUUUUGUGGGAUAGUGACCCCACUUGGCAAGAAACAUGCUACCCAGCUGAAGAUUGACCCCAAAAACUUUAGGGUUAUCUGUGACAUCAUCUUGCAAGUGAUGGAGGAGAAAUUUGGCGGAGACUGCAAAGCUUCCUUUGAGAAGGUGACCAAUGAAAUCUGCACUCACCUCAACAAUGUCUACAAAGAGGAGGGUUGGUGAGGGUGUGCAACCUCCAGCCUCUUCAGGUGUCUCACCAGCACUGAUUUUAGGCUUUUGGGCCUUCAGCUA
Molecule: messenger RNA, 575 nt
Organism: Apus apus (common swift)
Lineage: Eukaryota; Metazoa; Chordata; Aves; Apodiformes; Apodidae
Product: cytoglobin-1-like
Exons: 3
Coding region: 51-506 (151 amino acids)
Biological process (GO): oxygen transport
Molecular function (GO): iron ion binding; oxygen binding; heme binding
Source: RefSeq, a predicted model, not a curated record